Molecule: messenger RNA, 1199 nt
Organism: Patella vulgata (common limpet)
Lineage: Eukaryota; Metazoa; Mollusca; Gastropoda; Patellidae
Product: mediator of RNA polymerase II transcription subunit 7
Exons: 2
Coding region: 104-757 (217 amino acids)
Biological process (GO): regulation of transcription by RNA polymerase II
Cellular component (GO): core mediator complex; mediator complex
Molecular function (GO): transcription coregulator activity
Source: RefSeq, a predicted model, not a curated record
GCAAUUUUGAGGAAAAAGAAAAACAAAGUAGUAAAUUUAUUUGCUCGAAAAAUUACAGACAAACUGCAUUCUUAUCUUCUACUGCUUUCGAUAAGAAAUUACAAUGACAGAAAACCAAGGAGUCAGUGCUUUUCCUCUCCCACCCAUGCAGUAUGCAAACAUGUAUUCAGAUGAAAACGUAAAAAGAGGUCGUGCCCCACCACCACCACCACCUAUUACAGAUACUUACACCAUGUUUGGUGCCCAGUUUACAGCAGAUGAUGUCAUCAUUCGUCCUCUAGAAGCUUCAAAUUGUCGAAGACUUUAUCCAAAUCAUUACGAUCCCAAGCGUGAGCUAAAGAAACUAAAUCAUUCCAUUCUCAUCAAUUUCCUGGAUUUACUCGAAGUUCUCAUUCAAUCACCUGAAUCCCAUAAAAGACAAGAAAAAAUUGAAGACUUGCAGAUACUUUUUAUAAACCUGCAUCAUCUGAUUAAUGAGUUUAGACCUCAUCAAGCCAGAGAAACCUUGCGCGUGAUGAUGGAAAUACAAAAGAAAAAAAGACUUGAAAUUGCUGAUCGUUUUCAAAAGCAUUUAGAAAAAGUGAAAGAACUUAUUGAAGGAUCAGUGAACACAAUUCCCGAAGACAUGGAUUCUAAAGUUUUAGUAAAAAGUGAACUGUUGCAAAAUAAAAUAGCGAAACCAGAUGUUCCUGUUGGAUCAGAAUCAUGUGAUAGACUGGAUGAGAUGAUGUGUGACAUAGUUGAUGAAAUGACUUGAUUGAAUGAUGGUGAUAUACAUGUACAGAUACUGUAGUAUAAUACAUGUAUGUGAUAUGUUGUAUCCUAUUAUCCAUUGAACUAUGUUCUCUCACAUUUGGGUAGGGUAGAUUUGUAGAUCUUAUUCCUUGAAAAUUUGAACAGACAUAUUGUUUUGAUCACAUCAACAUAAGGAGUAUAUACAAAUGAGGGCUGAAAAGUGUUAUUUACUGGCCUGUCGAAUCGAAGGCUGUCAGCAUAGCAAAGCCAAAAUGGCAUCACAGGGGCUGAUUCCUGGGACAAUUUUUACACUAAUAAACCAUUGUACCAUUAAGAGUACCAUUGAUUGUGCAUGGUCUUAAAUUCUAGGUUUGAUAUUUUAUUCUGGCUGGUUGUACAAGAACUCAAUUGCUACAUGCAUACAUGUAUAGUUUGGCCAAUAAAAAUAAAAUAUAUUGAAAAUA